AUGUCACAUGUGAGAAACGUCGCUAUCGUUGGAGCGACUGGUUCUGUUGGCAAGUUCAUCGUGGACGAGCUCCUCAAGGCUGGCAAGCAUAAUGUCACUGCCAUCACCCGUGCCAACAGCGAUGUCGCCAUCCCAGCAGGCGUCAAAGUCGCAAAGGUGGAUUAUGAUGAUCACUCAUCCCUUGUCAACGCCCUGGAGGGCCAAGAGGUCCUCAUCAUCACCAUGAGCGUGCGCGCCCCACCCGAGUCCCAGAUAAAGCUCAUCGACGCUGCCGCCGAGGCCGGCGUUCCCUUUGUCAUCCCCAACAACUGGGGCUGCGACAUGAGCAACGACAAGCUCGGGGACGACAUCUUCCUCGGAGAGGGGAACCGCGCUGUGCGCAAGCACAUCCAGGACCUGGGUAAGAGUUCAUGGAUCUCCAUCGUGUCCAAUUUCUGGUACGAGUUCAGUCUCGGCGGGUCACCUGACCGCUAUGGGUUUGACUUUAAGAACCGCACCGUCGUCUUCUUCGACGACGGGAAACAACCUAUCAACACGACCACAUGGCCACAGUCCGGACUUGCAGUAGCGCGGCUACUUUCACUGCCUAUCGAUGGUGAGGGCCAGACACUUUCGAGUUUCAAAAACAAGUUCGUCUACAUCUCUUCCUUCUGUAUCAGUCAGCAGGACAUGUUUGAGUCCGUCCUGCGCGUGACGGGAACCAAAGCAGAGGACUGGAAGACCAGCUACGAGAACUCGAAGGAGAGGUAUGAAGGAGGUGUCAAGAUCAUGAAGGAGGGUGACUUGCGAGGAUUUGCCAGAGCCAUGUAUACCCGUAUGUUCUACCCGGACGGAUCCGGAGUAUACGAGCAGAAAGGCUUACAGAAUGCCUUGCUUGGACUUCCGACGGAGGACCUUGACAAGUUCACCAAGAUUGGUAUCGAGAGACAGGACAUAGUGUAUUAA
Molecule: messenger RNA, 945 nt
Organism: Truncatella angustata
Lineage: Eukaryota; Fungi; Ascomycota; Sordariomycetes; Amphisphaeriales; Sporocadaceae
Product: CipA protein
Exons: 2
Coding region: 1-945 (314 amino acids)
Molecular function (GO): oxidoreductase activity
Source: RefSeq, a predicted model, not a curated record